UACAAUUGAUUUGACGUUUUUAGGUUCCAAAGGCUCAGGUUUUUGAGAGGUUUGAGCUUGGGAAUGGAUAUUUGGAGAAUAAUUUAUGAGAGAUUAAGAAAACAACAAUCACCCUUCUAGCACGGUUCUGUGGUGAAUAAUAGGGUGAAAGGAGGCAGGUGCCAUGUGUUAUUUUAUUCUUCUAGCCUUUGUUUUCAGGAAAUAAACCACCAGGAGUUCAGGUCUAAUCUCAGGCCUUAAGGAACAUUUUGAUAUGUCGGUGAUCAAUGUAUUUUACUCCGUACUUGUUACCUUUUUGUAAUGUUCUUCGUAGGAUAUCUGUGUUUUUCUGUAAUGUUCUUCGUGAUAGCAGUUGUUCUCAUAGAGUGAUAAAUACUGAUAAAGAUGCGAGUGUCCAGUUUCUUGCUUUAUUCAGCAUAUCAGCUUCCUCUCCAACUUUUUUUCUUGUUUAUACAAAAAGGGAUAGCAGAAGUGAAAUUGUAUAUGCAUGCUCAUUUGGCUGGUUUCUUGAAUCAACACAUUGCUGUAUGUUGAUGCAGGUCCAAGACGAGCUUGUUUCUUCCAUUAAAGAUGCAGAGGAAGGACUUUUUCACCUAAAACGUGCCCGGCUGUUACGUGAAGUUGAUUCAGCUGUGCAGGACUCUAUAUAUUCCCAUAAAGACGCUGCGGUCGAGCUUAUAAAUCCAGCAAAGUUGGGUGGUUCCCAACUUCCGUGCGAAGACUUAGAGGUAGAACCAUUAGAUUCUACUAAUGUUGAGGCAGAAAUAUUGGGAGACCCAAGUUAUUUUAUUGGAUCAAAAUGUAGAUUCCGCCACACCGAUGGGCGUUGGUAUAAUGGUCAAAUCGUUCAGUUGGAUGGUUCUUCUUCCGCCAGAGUUUCUUUCCUCAAUCCAACGUCAGAGAAGAUGAUGCAAAAUGUAGACCCCUGAGUUCAAGCUAGUGGGGAUAGGGCAGAAGCAAUGUCAUUAUCAUUCGAGUGACAGAUCGAAGGAGACUGAUCAUAAGACUCUACGAAGGCUUGCUCAGAACCGUGAGGCAGCA
Molecule: messenger RNA, 1041 nt
Organism: Spinacia oleracea (spinach)
Lineage: Eukaryota; Viridiplantae; Streptophyta; Magnoliopsida; Caryophyllales; Amaranthaceae
Exons: 3
Coding region: 267-929 (220 amino acids)
Source: RefSeq, a predicted model, not a curated record